Molecule: messenger RNA, 500 nt
Organism: Carlito syrichta (Philippine tarsier)
Lineage: Eukaryota; Metazoa; Chordata; Mammalia; Primates; Tarsiidae
Gene: GCSAML
Product: germinal center associated signaling and motility like
Exons: 5
Coding region: 99-500 (133 amino acids)
Biological process (GO): regulation of lymphocyte migration; regulation of B cell receptor signaling pathway
Source: RefSeq, a predicted model, not a curated record
AACGUCCUGCCUUGUGCACUUGCCUGCUGGUGCUUUGGUCAGGACUUCCCCAAGCCGACUGAGACUCAGAAGCUGAGAAACUGAGUCGCUGUGAGAGGAUGGGGAAUUACCUCCUGAGAAAACUCAGUUGCCUGGGAGAUAAUCAAAAGAAGCUCAGGAAGGUAAAUCCUGAUGCAGACAGAAAAUGGCAGGAAGUGACUGCAUUGGAAAGAAAUAAUCAAAGUCAAGAUAAGAAAAAUCAAGAAGUAUCAUCUACUUUUAAUCAGGAAAUUGAGAAUGGCAGUGGCUCUGAAGAAGUGUGCUACACUGUCAUUAAUUACAUCCCCCAUCGGAGGCCCUCCCUGAACUCCAACGAUAAUGGUUAUGAGAACAUUGACUCCACCACAAGGAGAGUGAGACAGUUUAGAGAAGAAACUGAAUAUGCCCUUCUUAGGACUUCUGUUACCAGGCCUCCUUCCUCCACCCAGGAGCAUGACUAUGAACUUGUGCUUCCACACUAA